Cloeon dipterum is the source of this 1839-nucleotide messenger RNA. RefSeq names its product innexin inx2-like. Lineage: Eukaryota; Metazoa; Arthropoda; Insecta; Ephemeroptera; Baetidae. The coding region runs from base 271 to 1398 and encodes 375 amino acids. Gene Ontology annotation, molecular function: gap junction channel activity. The transcript has 7 exons. Gene Ontology annotation, cellular component: plasma membrane; gap junction. The record is from RefSeq and is a predicted model, not a curated record.
AUCGCAACAAGAAUGAACGUGAAUCAACGAAUGAAGAAAACAAUGAAAUGAGUUUGGAGGAAAUGUUUACAUCGGGCAGAGCUUUUAAGUCGCUGCUGCAUAAUUUGCAGACUUUGUCUCCUGAAUCCUGUCUCUUCGCUCCUCUAUCUUAAUGAGAGUAGGCAGAUGCAGACCUAGUGGAUUCCAAUUCUAUCAGCAGUGUAAAACUCAAGUUAGUUGUUAGACGAGAACUCAGGUCAUCAACAAACAAAGUAGAAUUCAAUCAGAAAAAUGCUGAAGUUCUUGGCCGAUUUGACCAACGUGUACAGACGGCAGGCUGUGACCAUCGACAACCACAGCCUCUUCCUGAACCGCGUGGUCACUCUUGGUAUCCUCAUCUUCUGCUUCCUCGUCCAAGCAGGGACCACCUUCUUUAAGACGCCGAUUGACUGCUAUGGAGACAAAGAACUCAAGCAGUUUGCCAAUAUCUACUGCUACGUGCACUCCACUUACUCCAUCAAAAAUGCAGAUGCUCACAUUCAAAAGCACAUCAACGUAGGCUACAGCAACGGCAGCGAGAUCAAACAUGACUACUACCAGUGGGUGACGCUGACCCUGAUCGCGCAGGCAGCCUUGACCUACCUGCCUGCCUUCCUGUGGAAGGUCUGGGAGGGUGGCCGCAUCAAGUCUCUCACCCUUGGCCUCCAGUCUGCUUGCAUCCCCUUGGAGGAGUUGGCGCAGCGCAAAGCUCAAAUUAAGCAGUUCCUCAUCAAGGGCCUGGGUCUGCAGCGUUUGUAUCUCUUUCGCUUUGCUGUCUGCAACUGUCUCAAUGUGUGUGUGGUCUUCAUCCAACUCUACUUCAUCAAUCUGAUGGUUGGCGACCUUUUUACAAUUGGAUUUGACUUUUUCAAGGUCUUGGGGUCGAAUCCUCUUCAAAGGUCAGACAGGAUGGCCUUCAUCUUCCCCACCAUGUCCAAAUGCUUGGUCCCCAAGGUGGGCCCGUCAGGCAGAGAGGAAAGCAGAGACUUCCUCUGCGUGCUGCCCUUCAACCUGAUCAAUGAGAAGAUGUACACUGUCUUGUGGGUGUGGUUCAGCUUGCUGGCGAUCUUCACCUCUGUCAGUCUGCUUCUCAGCGUGAUGACGCUCUUCUGCAGGCCGAUGAGGACCACAAUGCUUCAAAUGCACUGCCACCCUGGACACAGCAAAAGCAUAGCAGAGUUGGUUUCCAAGCUGGAUGUGGCUGACUGGUUUGUCCUGCGCCAGAUUGGGAAGAAUGUCAACUCCAGCCUCUUCUCAGAAAUCAUUGAGGAGCUCGGCACUUCCCUUAAGAGUACUUCUCACAAUCAGUGCAAAAGUUGCUCAGUGCGGAACUUCAACUGCAAACAGUCACCAAUGGAUGGAGAUGCCACUUACGUUUAAGAGUUUACUAGAUCCAACUUGACUGCAGUUUACGAGGAAACAGAUAAAUUUCAGUAUCUCAGGCGCCCAAAGUUUUUUUGUAGUGUUAAAUCAUGAUUAUGAACUUAACCUUCCUUAUGCCCUGCUAGUUUGAAAGCUAUAGAACGUCUUGGUCCCGAUAAAAUUGCGCAACGUUCAACAAACACCCAAAAUUCAUUUUUAUUGUCGAAUUGAUUGUUGACCUUUUCUUGCAACAAGGAAAUUCGCGUUUGGUUGUUGAAAGUUACGCAAUUUUGCCGGGACCAGGAUGAGAAGCUCUAUUGUUUAAUUUAUUUUUUUGAUACAAACAGGAAAACAUGUGCCUUAUUUGCGUUUUCUUUAAACGUCAAGUUUUACAGUCAAAUGUAUGUAAGCAUACUUAUAAAAAUAAAGAAUCUGAUGUUCCUAUAUUACUCUAUUAAA